GAGCUGGAUAAAGUUGAGUUAUUACUUAAAAAAAACAAGGAAGCCUCAGGUAUUAUAAGAACCAGACGAGUAACAUCAACCAGCUGCAAUCAAGCCAGAGUACAAACAGAGCAUGGAGUCUUCAAGCUCUCCCCAGAAAAUUCUACUUCUUUUGAUGUUGCAAUCUAUUUCUCUCAUAGCUGACUCCUUCCCCAUCCAUGAAACCUUCUUUCGAUGCCUAUCGACUAACUCCAAGCUUGCCGUUCCUCUGUCCUCUUACUACACCCCGAACAACUCUUCAUCCUUCACCUCCGUGCUCAACUCGACAGCACAGAAUCUUCGGUACUUGGGCCCCUCGGUGCCGAAGCCUAUCAUUAUAUUCACUCCGCUGAGUGAACCCCAUGUUCAAGCAGCUGUUAUUUGCUCGAGGAGGCUGAGGGUCCAUAUUCGGGUUCGAAGCGGGGGCCAUGACUACGAGGCAGUGUCGUAUGUGUCCCAGAUUGAGACUCCUUUCGUAAUCAUAGACCUCGCUAGGCUCCGCAGGAUCGAUGUUGACAUUCCUAGGAAGGCUGCAUGGGUCCAGGCAGGGGCCACCGUUGGGGAAGUCUAUUAUAGGAUAGCGGAGAAGAGUAAGGUCCACGGCUUUCCCAUGGGGCUCUGCACGAGCCUUGGCAUCGGUGGACAUGUCACUGGAGGAGCCUAUGGUUCGAUGAUGAGGAAGUUCGGCCUUGGGGCCGACAAUGUCUUGGAUGCCCGAAUUGUGGAUUCGAAGGGGAGGAUCCUAAACCGGGUGGCCAUGGGAAAAGAUCUCUUCUGGGCUAUCCGAGGAGGAGGGGGAGGUAGCUUCGGUAUUAUCCUCGCGUGGAGGAUAAAGUUAGUGAAUGUACCAGGAACCGUGACGGUGUUCACGGUGACGAAAACUUUGGAACAAGGAGGGACAAAGAUCCUCCACCGAUGGCAGGAAGCCGCACCCAAGCUCGACGACAACCUCUUCAUAAGAGUCAUCAUACAGGCAGCAGAGAAUGGCAACGGAACCAGCAGGACAGUGACGACAUCCUACAACGCCUUGUUCCUCGGGAACAAGAGGAGGCUCCUCAAGGUGAUGGGGACAGGCUUCCCCGAGCUGGGCCUCACUAGCGCGGACUGCAUCGAGACUAACUGGAUCAACUCUGUCCUCUACAUAGCAGGGUACCCCAACACCACGCAGCCAGAGGUCCUCCUCCAGGGCAAGCCAGUCUUCAGGAACUACUUCAAAGCAAAGUCGGACUUCGUCCGAUGUCCCAUCCCGGAGAGCGGGCUGACCGGGCUGUGGAAGCUCUACCUGCAGGAGGAGAACCCGUUCAUGAUAUGGAAUCCUUAUGGAGGGAUGAUGGGGAGGAUCCCCGAGACCGCAACACCUUUUCCACACAGAAGAGGGGUAUUGUUCAAGAUCCAAUAUGUCGCGGCUUGGCAAGACGGGGAUAAGGACCCGUCAAAGCACAUAAAUUGGAUCAGGAGUAUUUACGACUACAUGGGCCGAUAUGUGUCGAAUUCCCCAAGAGAGGCGUAUGUGAACUACAGGGACCUUGACCUGGGGAUGAACAAGAACUGGAAGGGCGGGACCGGUUAUAAUAAUCUGAAAGAGGCAAGUGCUUGGGGAACUAAGUACUUCAAGGGAAAUUUCUAUAGGUUGCUGAAAGUGAAGAGUAGAGUGGAUCCCGAGAACGUGUUCAGACAUGAGCAAAGCAUUCCUUCCCUGCUUGUCAAGAGGCAAAUCUAAUUAUCAUGUGUUGUUUUUUGAGGUUUUCCUUGCUUCAAUUUUGAGUUGUACUUUCCUUUUCCUUUUCCUUUUCUUUUCUUUAUCUACCUUCGGUGAAAUUAAUGUGCAGGCCACCUCCACAGAUCUCCCCUUCUCCCUCGCCUAAGCGUGGUGAAUUGGACAUCUGUAGAUGUAAUCUACAGUCUUUUUGCCCUUUUUUUUUUUAAUGAUAACAGCUUCUCCCAAUAAUAGACUGUCACCGGCGCUUUACAGCGGACUAUAUGAGAAUGUUUCCGAAUAA
Punica granatum (pomegranate) is the source of this 2018-nucleotide messenger RNA. Lineage: Eukaryota; Viridiplantae; Streptophyta; Magnoliopsida; Myrtales; Lythraceae. The record is from RefSeq and is a predicted model, not a curated record.